Messenger RNA from Protopolystoma xenopodis, 237 nucleotides. Lineage: Eukaryota; Metazoa; Platyhelminthes; Monogenea; Polystomatidea; Polystomatidae. The record is from the annotation of a GenBank genome assembly.
AUGCAGAAAAGGUUAACAAUCCCAACCGAAUCGCUCACUCAACGCAUCGUCAUCAUCUUCCGUACCAUUCGGCAGCGCUUCUUCUGUACCUGCCUCGUCCUCAGUUCUGACGCCGACGAAUGUUCGGCCGAGGAGCGAAGAUGCUCUCUCUCUCUCUCCUUAACCAUCCUCAAAAGGCCUCCAACUCCCAAGAACGAUGCUUCUCGUGCAACCUGUCGGCGUUGGUCGUCCCUACGA